Messenger RNA from Ficedula albicollis (Collared flycatcher), 1107 nucleotides. RefSeq names its product iron-sulfur cluster assembly 2 (gene ISCA2). Bases 1 to 480 code for a protein of 159 amino acids. The record is from RefSeq and is a predicted model, not a curated record. Gene Ontology annotation, biological process: iron-sulfur cluster assembly. NCBI's taxonomy places the organism in Eukaryota, Metazoa, Chordata, Aves, Passeriformes, Muscicapidae. Gene Ontology annotation, molecular function: 2 iron, 2 sulfur cluster binding; 4 iron, 4 sulfur cluster binding; iron ion binding. The transcript is spliced from 4 exons. Gene Ontology annotation, cellular component: mitochondrion.
AUGGCGGCGGGGCGGGGCAGCUGGUGCUCCGCUUCGCCGCGCCCAGGCCGAGCGCUGCCGAGGCCUCCGGCCGGCCCUGCCCGCCCCGCUGGCUCCCUGCUGCGCUGGGCAUCGUCCUUCUCCGAGCCGGGCCCGACGGAGAGCGGCCCCAGCGAAGGACAGAUCUUCCUCAGCGAGAGCUGCGUGAAGCGGCUGCUGGAGAUCACAGAAGGAUCAGAGUUUCUCAGGCUGCAGGUGGAAGGAGGUGGCUGCUCUGGCUUCCAGUACAAGUUUUCCUUGGACACAGUUAUCAAUCCUGAUGACAGAGUGUUCGAACAAGGUGGUGCCCGUGUGGUAGUGGAUGUGGACAGCCUGGCCUUUGUGAAAGGUUCUAUGGUGGAUUUCAGCCAAGAGCUGAUACGAAGCUCCUUCCAGGUGGUGAGCAACCCCCAGGCAGAAAAGGGUUGUUCAUGUGGGACUUCCUUCUCUGUCAAAUUCUGACUGGACUUCUCAUGGAUGGACACUGUUUGCAGAUACUUCUGGCAAUCUCCAGAGGAUUUAUGUUUGUUCUUUUCCCUGCUGCUCCCUCUCAUCCCCCUUACACUGUGACACAGCUGUUACACAUUACUGCAGCUGUGUGUGUGUUUGCACUGAGCCUGUCUCCAAGACUUGUUGGCCUUCCCUUCAGAAAUGAUGAAGUUACCAUGAGCACACACACAAGGAGCACCUUGUGAACCACCGGCCAGGUGGGGCUGACUGACCUGCCCUGACCUGAAUGUGGAACUACUUAACUGUCUCUGCAAGAGAAGGCUGUAUAUAUAUGUGUGUGUAUGUUUAUUGAAAGGUCUUACUAAAAAAAGUCUAUGAGAUUGGUCAGUAUUGCUUGUGCAUUUACAUGUGGGUAGAAUGUGGGUUCUUUCGGGCUAGUGUUGCUUAUUCCUUGUCUUCCAAGUGAAUGGGACUUGGAGUCUUUCUCACAUGUACUGCUGGCUCUUCACUGCCCAGCUUACAAUGGGCUUUUCCAGAUACUUUUUUCUUGCUGAACAGGAUUCUCUUGGUCCCAGGAACCUAUGGUGCCUUUGCUGUAAGUUCCUGGGAUGAUGUUUUUCACUUGGUCAGAGUAAGUGA